AUGCCAAAGCUUUUGUCUAAGGCUAUACAAAGUGAAGCUGCUUCAAACUUAAAGAUACAACUUAAAUUAGAUGAUCAGCUAUGUCAUAAACAUUAUAGUAAGUUAGUAGCUUUUGAUAAAAAUUAUUUAAGCCUAUAUAAAAGACAAAAAUCUAGUAUUGGUAAUUGUUACCAAGAAGAUACUAUUAAACUAAAACUUGGAGUUGAUGACUGUAAUAUUGGUUGGAAGCAAAAUUAUAUAAUGAUGACUGUUUGUCUUCUAAAUGAAGAUAAAAAGGUUUUAAAACCUAAUAAUCAAUUUUGCAUCUAG
Molecule: messenger RNA, 309 nt
Organism: Cetraspora pellucida
Lineage: Eukaryota; Fungi; Glomeromycota; Glomeromycetes; Diversisporales; Gigasporaceae
Source: the annotation of a GenBank genome assembly